AUGAAACAAUGUGACAAAAGAUGUAGAAAGUGUCAAGGGCUUCACCAUCAAUCAAUAUGCAAAGGUCAAGAUCAUCCAAAGGAACUUUCGAAGAAACAAGAGAUUCCCAAGGGCCCUGUCAAAGCAGACCCAGUCGGACCAACAGUGGCGACAUCAACAGUAAACCAGCAUUCAACAACUCAUGGGAAGAAGGUACUCCUACAAACUGCAACGACGUUUGCCUUUAGUCAUGACGAAAGCGAACUUGUUCCGAACAAUUGAAGGAGAAACUUGGCUUGGACAGUUUGCGAACUGAGACCCUAAACCUUAAUACAUUUGGAGACGAUCGAGUAACCAAGCAACGCUGUCAUGAAGUAAAGAUAAAGCUUGAAGCACGACCCGAAAACUUUGAAAUCUCUGCUCUUACCUUUUCAAAGAUAUGCUCGCCCCUCUCGAUGAAGUUAGAUGUGGAAGCCCAUCCACAUUUACAUGGCUUACAGCUUGCAGAUUCCAGUCUUAGUAAGGAUGUUCCAACAAACAUUGACAUUUUGAUUGGGUCUGAUCAUUAUUUCGAUGUUGUCACGGAUGAAAUUCGUCGAGGCCAAAGAGGUCCAGUAGCUAUCAACACUAUCUUUGGUUGGGUAAUCUCUGGUCCAACACAGAAUGCAGACAAAGAUAAUUCAUCGUCUACCAAUCUCAUCAUUCUGCGAGAAAAUUCGGAUCCAAUGAAGAAUAGUUUUGCUUUUGAAGACAAGAAUCAAGGCUUAACAAACGAACUGCGUAGAUUUUGGGACACUGAAUCUCUUGGGAUCCAGGACGAGAAGAUGGGGAAUGAUAAUUUCCUGAACGAGUUAAUAUACCACAACGAUGAGAAACGCUUCGAA
This is a messenger RNA of Paramuricea clavata, 863 nucleotides long. The record is from the annotation of a GenBank genome assembly. Lineage: Eukaryota; Metazoa; Cnidaria; Anthozoa; Malacalcyonacea; Plexauridae.